UAGGUUAUGUUGUGAUUCCCUUUGUUUUGAUUUGAUAUUUAGGUUGUUGUAUAGAAUUUAUUUCUAAAAUGUUUCACUCUUUAAAGGCAAUGAAGUAUCAGUCGAUAAGAUCUCUUUUGAAAGUGCAUGGCUGUGGUUGUGUCAGUAGAAAUAUACAUAAUGUAGGUUUGAAUGAUAUUCCGAAGAUAACAGUGGCUGAUAUUAGGAAACUGUUGAGACAAAAAGGGUUCGCAGUUCAAGACGGGUUUACAUCUCUUACUACGAAGUGUAAUGUGUGUUCAACAGAACAGAAACCAUGUGAUAGCAAGCUGUAUAUUAAUAAAACCACAGGAUAUUUUUUAUGUCCACAAUGUAAUGUUCAUGGAGACUGGAGCAUUCUGGAGAGGCUAGUUAGAAGAGCGAAAGUGGAAGCAUCAGUUAAAGACUUCAUUGAGAAGUGUGUGCUAACAUCUAAGGAAUUCAAGAUCGAUUGGGAAGCUGUGUUAAAAUCCACUACCUCAUUGUCACAAAUAAAUGAAACUGAAGUAUUAGAAUUGUUUAGGCUGUUUGAAUUUCCGUUCCACCCAGAAGCCAGUAAAACCCUUUCAGAAGUAAGAGUCACAGGUGACCACUCAACAUUAUAUUUUCCACUGAAAAACUCCCUUGACCAAGUGGUGGGCUAUCGUAAAAUCCAAGCUGGAAGGGAAGAAGAGACAGAGAGCCACGGACUGCACACUGCUGGUCUGUUCUGGUGUCGAGCACCUAAAGUCAGCAGGAAUGAUCAGGCCAUCCUAGUACCUAGCAUACAAGAUGUACUCAACUUAGCUGCUGAGAAAAUACCAGGCACUAUAGUAUGGCUUAGCAACUGCAACCUGCCACCGGUGGUGCUGCCAGUAUUAGAGAACUACCAGAAGUUAUGUCUGUGGGGUGACUGGGACAACAUGCGCGCCGUCGCGGAGAAGCUCGGCGAAGAGCGCUGUCGAUUUGUCAGACCUACAGACGGACUAGUGACGGCAUCUGAAGCAGCCGCAGCUAAUAUCUCACUGAAGACCCUCGUAUCCGAAGCCAAGCCCGCCGCGCACCGUUCCAUCACCACGUUCGCGGCUCUUCGAGAUGACGUCUAUGCUGAACUGACCAACAUUGACAAGGUGCGCGGUAUAAAAUGGAAGCGGUUCCCGGCGCUGACGAAGCUGCUGGGCGGGCACCGGCGCGGCGAGCUGACGGUGCUAACCGGACCCACGGGCUGCGGCAAAACCACGCUCUGUGCCGAGAUGUCGCUCGACCUCGCGCAGCAAGGGGUGACGACUCUAUGGGGCAGCUUCGAGAUACGUAACUCGCGACUCGCGCGCACCAUGUUGCAGCAGUUCGCUGGCGUGCCCCUCGAAAACCACCUGCCCGACUUCGGCAAGUACGCCGACGACUUCCAGAAGCUUCCAGUCUACUACCUCGCGUUCCACGGACAACAGCCCAUCAAAGUUGUUAUGGAUGCGGUAGAGCAUGCGCGCUACAUGCACGACAUAGCGCACGUGGUGGUAGACAACGUGCAGUUCAUGCUGGGGGUGGGCGAGGACCGCGACGACCGCUACCACCGCCAGGACGCAGUCAUCGCCGCCUUCCGCACCUUCGCCACCGCGCGCCACUGCCACGUCACCCUCGUCAUGCAUCCACGGAAGGAACGAGAGUCGGAAGAUCUAUCAACGAGUUCUAUUUUUGGCAGCGCCAAGGCAUCGCAGGAGGCGGAUAACGUUCUUAUAAUACAGGACAAACGUCUGACAGCAGUGAGAGGCAAGAAAUACUUACAAGUCGCCAAAAACCGAUACAGCGGGGACCUCGGGAUUGUGCCACUUGACUUCGAUAAAGACGCCCUCAGCUACCAAGCAAAGAAGAAAGGAAAGAAAUAUGACGAACCUGACAAAUUAUUAGACCAGUGCUUAGAAGAAUUUUCUACUGAUCAAGAGUUUGAUGAAUUCCCCAGAAGAGACAAUCAAGGAAAACUAAAAAAUAGAAGUAAGAAAAAUGCUGAUAGUUAUUUAAGUGAUAUCUUAAAUUUAAACAGAACUAGAUAGCUCUGUAAUAGAUAAAACAUUGUUUAUAGGCAUACCAGUAAGUUAUUAUUAUUAAUAAGAUUAAAAUAUAUUUUUCUUAAUAAAGAACUGUUCUGUAAUGAUGCGACUAUAAAAUGCUAAUUGGUGAAAAUAAAACCACAAUCUUCUUAA
Pectinophora gossypiella (pink bollworm) is the source of this 2195-nucleotide messenger RNA. RefSeq names its product mitochondrial DNA helicase (gene mtDNA-helicase). NCBI's taxonomy places the organism in Eukaryota, Metazoa, Arthropoda, Insecta, Lepidoptera, Gelechiidae. Gene Ontology annotation, biological process: mitochondrial DNA replication. Gene Ontology annotation, cellular component: mitochondrion. The record is from RefSeq and is a predicted model, not a curated record. The coding region runs from base 69 to 2045 and encodes 658 amino acids. The transcript has 10 exons. Gene Ontology annotation, molecular function: single-stranded DNA binding; 5'-3' DNA helicase activity; ATP hydrolysis activity.